AUGCCGAAAGUUCCUACGGUCCCUGCCCGAGCUCCUGCCGCUGGUGCUCGUGGCCCUGCGGUUCGAAGCCUUAGCACCCCUUCGCAUCCCUCUGGUCGUGUUGCGCAUUCGGCCGUUGUAGAACCGAAAGUUUCACCUGUCAAGGUUGGCGGAGCCCGAGGCCCGGCGGUGGCGGCAUCUGUGUCGAAGAGUGAGAGUCUGAAGCCGACUGUGAUGAACGGCGCUCGAGGUCCCGCCGUGAACACCUACAAGCACGCCCGAUCCGGUCGUGUUGCUCACGUGGCUUCAGUCAGUCCUAAACUCCGCGGCUCUCAAGACAACGACGAUAGCGGUGUUGUGAACAAAAUAAUCAGCUUCUUCGGUUUGGGUUCGACCAGUGACUCGACCACAAACACUCCGGCGCCUACCCCGAAGCAGCCUGUACUCAUCAAGCUGGACGAGUACGCCCCCACGGAGGCCCCCUCAUUCUUCAGCCGUCUGUGGUCAUGGAACAAGACGGAGCUCCCUAAAACAAGAGCCCACAUGGAUGGAGUCUCAAAGCCCGACUGGUCUAUUUAA
Molecule: messenger RNA, 558 nt
Organism: Gregarina niphandrodes
Lineage: Eukaryota; Apicomplexa; Conoidasida; Eugregarinorida; Gregarinidae
Exons: 1
Coding region: 1-558 (185 amino acids)
Source: RefSeq, a predicted model, not a curated record